Messenger RNA from Syngnathus acus (greater pipefish), 2131 nucleotides. RefSeq names its product cilia and flagella associated protein 52 (gene cfap52). The transcript has 15 exons. The coding region runs from base 146 to 2008 and encodes 620 amino acids. Gene Ontology annotation, molecular function: protein binding. The record is from RefSeq and is a predicted model, not a curated record. Gene Ontology annotation, biological process: cilium assembly. Lineage: Eukaryota; Metazoa; Chordata; Actinopteri; Syngnathiformes; Syngnathidae.
GCUAGGCGACGUAUGUUUGUUAUAGUGGACAGUGGUCAACGUUAGCGACCUUUUUGUUCGAGAUUUGCGAGGAUGUAAAAUCAAGCGUUUUCAAUUUUGUCGUUCUUUUUUUAAGAGUACACACUUUUGCUAAGUCAAACGCAAGAUGGAUCUGGAACCAAAAAACUUUCCUCAACUUGAACUGGCAGCGGUUUCCGGCUUCAACGGACAAGUGCAUUUCGGCAUGAGGCUUCAUCCCGAUAAAGAGUAUCUCAUCUAUCCUCUGGGAUGCACCGUCGUACUGACACACAUUAAAGAUGACAAGAGACACUUCCUCCAUGGUCACACCAGUGACGUAUCCUGCGUCUCCAUGUCCAAAAGUGGAGUCUACAUAGCUUCUGGACAAAUCAAUUACAAUGACUUUGAGGCCGAUAUAAUCGUCUGGGACUACGCCAAGCGAAGCUUGUACACUCGCUUUGUGAUCCAUGAAUCCAAGGUGGAGGCGUUGGCUUUCUCUCCUAAUGACAAGUAUCUGGUGUCCCUCGGAGGCCAAGACGAUGGAAGAAUACUUUUAUGGAACAUCGCGACCAAGCAGGCCAUUAGUUCGGCUCCAGCGGUUCCUUUGAGUUUAUGUCACCGCCUCGUCAUCAAGUACUCCAACACCAAUGACAACAUUUUUGUCUCUGCUGGCAGGGCAACCUUGCAGGUUUGGGAGCUGGAUAAAGACAACAAGAUUAAACCUACGGACUGUGAACUGCGUAAGCUGAAGAGGACAGUGAAGUGCAUUGAGUUUGCACCCGACGAUGAGUUUUUUUUUUGUGGUACUUCCAGUGGAGACAUCUUGAAAAUUAACACCAAGACAAAGUAUCUGAGUGACUAUGGUCCCAUUAAAACUAAACACAGCCUGGGAGCCAAUGUCCUAAAGGCGUUAAGUACGGGUGAACUACUUGUCGGUUCUGGAUUUGGCACCUUGACACUUUGCUCCACGACCACCUUGAAAGCUCUCAGACAUGUGCAGAUGAACAAUGGAGUGACCUCCAUCGCUCUCAAAGAUGACGGCCAAGAGUUUUUUGUCGGCACAGACGCGUCCGAGAUCUACUGCCUCCAUCUGCAGGAUUUCAAAGCCGAGCUCGUGUCCACUAAUCACCACGGCGGCGUCAAGGAUGUCUCAAUUGCUUUUGGCUCCUCUGAGUUAUUUGUCACCGCCUCAGAGGAGGACAUCAGGGUGUGGCACAUAGACAAGUCCAAAGCACUGCUGAGAAUCCCACAACCUUGCCUUAGCUGUAACACUGUGCACCUGAUGAUUGACGGACACAGCAUCAUCACUGGAUGGAACGACGGGAAGAUCCGCAUAUUCGCCCCGCAGAGUGGCCGCCUCAUGCUCGUCAUUCACAACGCGCACCGAAACGGCGUGUCAGCCAUCAAGGGGUCCAGGGACUGCAAAAAUAUUGUCAGCGGGGGGCAGGAUGGAACGGUUUGCGUUUGGGAGCUGCUGAAGCACGGCCAACGACGGCUUGCCUUCUUGACGGAGCACAAAGCCACUGUCAGGUGUGUCCAGAUCAGGAGCGAUGACAAGGAAUCUGUCACAGCUAGCAUGGAUGGAACCUGCAUCAUCUGGGACAUUGUGAAAUUUGUGCGGAUUCGCAAGAUAAUUACCAAAAAUUCCUCAUUCAAGACCGUGUGCUACCAUCCUGAAGAGCACCAGAUUGUCACCAGCGGCACCGACAGAAGGAUUGUCUACUGGGACGUGCACGACGGGACAGCAAUCAGAGAGCUUCAGGACAGGGAGACGUCGGCCAUCAACUGCAUGCACGUUUCUCAUGACGGCAGAUACUUUGUGACAGGUGGUGUUGACAAGCUGGUGAGGGUGUGGGACUACAUGGACGGUACGGUCACCCACGUCGGAAAAGCUCACGGAGGAACAAUCAACAGCGUGGAGGUCUGCUGUAACAACAGUACCCUUAUCAGCACCAGCGCGGACGGAGCCGUCAUGCGCUGGAAAUUUCCUCAUCCACUCUUGAGUGACUGACCGUGUCGAGCUCAGACAAGUAACACUCAAAUCACUUCCAUUGUUGUAUAAGGGUCAUUUUUAUACAAUUUGAUCAGUAAUAGAGAAGACAGUUAUAAAAUAAAAUAAAAGCCACUUUUUUUA